This is a messenger RNA of Ixodes scapularis (black-legged tick), 564 nucleotides long. RefSeq lists its product as uncharacterized. The record is from RefSeq and is a predicted model, not a curated record. Bases 1 to 564 code for a protein of 187 amino acids. Gene Ontology annotation, molecular function: amine binding. NCBI's taxonomy places the organism in Eukaryota, Metazoa, Arthropoda, Arachnida, Ixodida, Ixodidae. The transcript is spliced from 5 exons. Gene Ontology annotation, biological process: symbiont-mediated perturbation of host defenses.
AUGGCAAGAGCGCUCUUGAUCUCUACUAUCGCUGCCACCGCUCUGCUGCUUCCCUGGUGCCGUGGCGCUAGUCCACCGUAUCCAGAACUGAACCCAGCCCUGAGCAAGUACCAGGACGCCACGAAAUGUUUACCAAUUCAAGAGACGUGGUACACGAUCUACAGAAACUACGAGAAUGAUCCAGCAUUUGGAGGUACCGAAAAAUGUGGCCGAUUUACUAGCCUUGGUCCUGGAGAAAACGGAUCCUUUCCAAUGUUAAUCCAAUAUGGGCAGAGUUCAGUCAAAGUAUUAUCAACCCCAGCGGCAUCUGACGGAUACGACGUGCAAAAUCUGAAAUACUUUCAAGCCGUUGGCGAAAAUGUUUCACUGCUUGUGUACGUUGCCUACGUAGACUGUCAGCAGUGUAUUGUGUUCAGAAACAGCUACAUCAAUGAUGAGGCGUGCACUCUCCUCCUCCCUGCGAGCGGCCUGGAAAAGAACGCGACGUGCUGCGAUUUCAUCUUCGAUCUCCUCUGCGGCACAAAGCAGAAGUUUUACACCUAUGACGACAGUUGCCCAGAUUGA